AAGCUGCUUCCCCGGGGCACGGACGCGAGCGCCUUCGAGGGAGCGGCCGGCCUCGAGCGCCCAGCCCUCCCCCAGGACGCACUUGGUACCGCCCGGGGGUUCCCCGCCGCCGCCGCCCUGACGUCCAGGAGUCCCCGAGAAGACCCGCCCCGGUGCUGGGGCCCGGGACUGGGCGGCCAUGGCGGGACCCGGCUCCCCUGGCGGCCCCUGCGCGCCCGCUGCCGUCUGGAAGCGCCACAUCGUGCGGCAGCUGCGGCAUCGGGACCGCAAGCAAAAGGCGCUCUUCCUGGAGCUAGUGCCGGCUUAUAACCACCUCCUAGAGAAGGCUGAACUGCUAGCCAACUUCUCAGAAAAGCUGAAGUCAGAGGAAGUCGCCUCCACUCCGAAUCUGGACUCCUGGGGGGAGUUCUCCGGGCCUGGCUCUGACCAAGUCUCAUCAGCAGCCUCUCUGAGGGCGAAGUGGCAGGAGGAGAAAAAGGGACUGCAGCUGGUGUGUGGUGAGAUGGCUUACCAGGUGGUGAAAAAGAGUGCAGCCCUAGAAACCCUGCAGUCACAGCUGGAAGAGCGGCAGGGCAGGCUAGAAGCCCUGCAGGCCUGCAUUGUACAGCUUCGGGAGACGCGGGCACAGCAGGUCCGGCAGCUGGAGGAACGGCAGGCAGAGAACGAGGCGCAGAGAGAAGCCUACAAGACGCUACUCAAGCAAGCAGCGCACCAGGAGGCCGCAUUGCGCAGGCUCCAGGAAGAGGCACGGGACCUGUUGGAGCGGCUUGUACAGCGGAAAGCACGCGCGGCCGCUGAGUGCAAUCUGCGUAAUGAGCGCAGAGAGAGGGCCAACCAAGCUCGGGUGUCCCAGGAGCUGAAGAGAGCAGCUAAGCGGACUGUGAGCGUCAGCGAGAUCCCAGACACUCUGGAAGGUGGGACCAAGGAGGAGAAUGUGCCUCUAGCUCCUGCUGCUAUGCCUGAGCUCCUGGAGAGAGAGACGUGUGAGAAAUGGAAGAGGCCUUUCAGGUCUGCCUCGGCCACCUCUCUGACACUGUCCCGCUGUGUGGAUGUGGUGAAGGGGCUGCUGGAUUUCAAGAAGAGGAGAGGGCACUCAGUUGGGGGUGCACCUGAGCAGCGGUACCAAAGCAUCCCUGUGUGUGUGUCUGCCCGGAUUCCUACCCAGGCUCAGGAUGUCUUGGAUGCCCAUCUCUCUGAGGUCAAUGCUGUUUGCUUUGGCCCUAACAGCAGCCUCCUGGCCACUGGAGGGGCUGACCAGCUCAUCCACCUCUGGAAUGUCGUGGGAGGUCGCCUGGAGGCCAACCAGACCCUCAGAGGAGCUGGUGGCAGCAUCACCAGUGUGGAUUUUGACCCCUCGGGCUCCCAGGUUUUGGCAGCUACUUAUAACCAGGCUGCCCAGCUCUGGAAGGUGGGAGAGACCCAGUCCAAGGAAACACUGUCUGGACACAAGGAUAAAGUGACAGCUGCCAAAUUCAAGCUAACAAGGCACCAGGCAGUGACUGGGAGCCGCGACCGGACUGUGAAGGAAUGGGACCUAGGGCGUGCAUACUGUUCCAGAACCAUCAAUGUACUUUCCUACUGCAAUGACGUGGUGUGCGGGGACCACAUCAUCAUCAGUGGCCACAAUGACCAGAAGAUCCGGUUCUGGGACAGCAGGGGCCCCCACUGCAUCCAGGUCAUCCCUGUACAGGGCCGGGUCACCUCCCUGAGCCUCAGCCAUGACCAGCUGCAGCUGCUUAGCUGUUCCCGAGACAAUACACUCAAGGUCAUCGACCUGCGACUCAGCAACGUCCGACAGGUGUUCAGGGCGGAUGGCUUCAAAUGCAGUUCUGACUGGACCAAAGCUGUGUUCAGCCCUGACAGAAGCUAUGCACUGGCAGGCUCCUCAAAUGGAGCCUUGUACAUCUGGGAUGUGGACACCGGGAAACUGGAGAGCAGCCUAGAGGGACCUCACUGCGCUGCUGUCAAUGCUGUGGCCUGGUGCUUCUCUGGGAACCAUGUUGUGAGUGUGGAUCAAGGCAGGAAGGUGGUGCUCUGGCACUAGGGCACAGCUUCCCUGGAUGGACUGGAGCUCUGUUCUGAAGCCAGAAGCCAGAGGACAGCCUUCCUCUGACCAGGACUCCAGAGUCGGGGUUGGGUCAAAUGUAGACGUUAUGUGAGGGCCUGGCAGGACCUGGCCUGUUUAAAAAUCAAGUGUCAAUUAGGGAUUACAAUUUUUAAAAAUCUC
This is a messenger RNA of Alexandromys fortis (reed vole), 2227 nucleotides long. RefSeq names its product autophagy related 16 like 2 (gene Atg16l2). Gene Ontology annotation, cellular component: autophagosome membrane. The transcript has 18 exons. Lineage: Eukaryota; Metazoa; Chordata; Mammalia; Rodentia; Cricetidae. The record is from RefSeq and is a predicted model, not a curated record. Gene Ontology annotation, molecular function: protein binding. Gene Ontology annotation, biological process: autophagosome assembly; negative stranded viral RNA replication. Bases 179 to 2044 code for a protein of 621 amino acids.